Molecule: messenger RNA, 2409 nt
Organism: Arabidopsis lyrata subsp. lyrata
Lineage: Eukaryota; Viridiplantae; Streptophyta; Magnoliopsida; Brassicales; Brassicaceae
Exons: 13
Coding region: 67-2145 (692 amino acids)
Biological process (GO): positive regulation of DNA repair
Cellular component (GO): BRCA1-A complex; BRISC complex
Source: RefSeq, a predicted model, not a curated record
AAAGCAAGACACUUUGCUAAACUGAGGAAGAAAGUGUGACGACUGACGACGGAACUUUUACGGCGAAUGGAGGAAGACAAAGCGGUCUUGACCGGAGCUGUAGCGACCCGAGUCACGAUGGAACCUAGCGAAGACAUACUCAUAUGCGUCGAUGUUGAUGCGGAAUCGACGGUGGAGAUGAAGACCACUGGAACUAACGGUAAGCCACUGAACAGACUGGAGUGCGUCAAGCUAGCCAUUACUCGCUUUAUUCACGACAAGCUUGCCAGAAAUUCCGAUCACCGCUUUGCUUUCGCUACCCUCUCCAAAUCAGCUGCUUGGCUAAAAAAGGAAUUCACCAGUGAUGCUGAAUCUGCUGCUGCUUCUCUAAGGGAAAUCUCAGCUACUAAUUCCUCUGGUCCAGCGGAUCUCACACUUCUGUUCCAGGAAGCGGCUCAGGGAGCCAAAACUUCCAGAGCACAAAACCGAAUCUUGAGAGUGAUUCUCAUAUACUGCAGGUCAUCCGUGAGACCAACCCAUGAUUGGCCCAUAAAUCAGAAGCUUUUCACAUUGGAUGUUAUGUACCUGCACGACAAGUCAGCUCCUGAUAAUUGUACUCACGAUGUGUAUGACUCUCUUGUUGAUGCUUUAGAGCGUGUUUCGGAGUAUGAAGGCUACAUCUUUGAGAGCAGUCACGGGCUUGCGCAGUCUGUUUUCAGGCGUAUGUCAACGUUGUUAUCACAUCCUCCUCAAAGAUGUGCUCAAGUUGAUCUCCCCAAGCCCUCUGCAAAGAAGCCAGCUGUUUCCUGUGAUCAGUCAACCUCGGGUUCAAAGAAAGGAGCAAAGCAACCGUUAGAAAAAACUUCUAAUACAAACACAAAGAGAGUACACAGCCUAGGCAAAGAGAACGCAUCUGAUCUCAAAAACUAUGAUGAAAAUUUAGUUGGGUCGAGGGUUAAAAUCUGGUGGCCUUUGGAUCGCGCGUAUUAUGAAGCUGUGGUCAUUUCAUAUUAUUCUGCUAAAGCGAGACAUCGGGUUCGCUAUAUUGAUGGAGAUGAAGAAAUCUUGAAUAUGAGAAAAGAAAAGUGGUAUUUUGUGAAUGAAUCAAAAUUGCCAAAGCAGGAUAAAGAAGCUAAUCAAACGGGAUGUGUUGAAGAAGCUUCCACAAUGCCCCAGAAGAAGAAAGCUAAGACAAGCAAGGAACAGUCAGUUAAUAAGCAAUCAAAGAUGCUUUCACCAUUUCCACUUUAUGUUAAAAAGGAUGACGAGGUCAUACAUGGAGAGGUUCCCCAAAUAUCAAGGAGGCAGGCAGAACAAGUUCUCAGUAGCUGUGCUAGCCAGCUCAAAAAGUAUCUGACAGAAGCAGUGAAAUCGUCGAGCGUCCCCUUGGAUAAGCACAGUGAUGUAGUGGAUUCGAUAUGUGAAGGAGCAUUUGAUGCUUUAAAGCAGGAAGAAGUUGUUGCUAAUGAAAAAGAAGACCGUCAAGGCCCAAGGGAAGCGGCAGUAAAGGAACAACAGAAAGCAGCAGAAGUUUCUACCCCUGAGCUAACUUUUGUACCUGAGAGGAAACUGAACCUGGAGCAUUCAUUAAGUUUUUGUCCUCAUGAUUCAUCCGUCAAUCCAGCUAUUUCUUCUAUGAAUGAGAAUGGACGUAAGGAUUUGUCCCCACGACAUGAAACAGUGGCUGAAGGAGGAGUAAAGACUCAGGAAAGGAAAAUCCUUGAGAUGGUUCAACAACCAGUGGCUGAAGAAGAGGAUCUUGCAGAAACUGAGACUCAGACACACAAGCGAGCGCGAGUCGAAAGUUCCAGCCUUGGUAAAGCUGAUGGCGAGAUGGAGAAGAAAGCUGCAGAAGGAGAACCCUCUUGCCGUUCUCAAAAAUCCAGUGCUGAGCCCGGAGACUCGCAGCGCAAGAACCUCCCUGAACCUUGCUCUGUCACACAACAGCUGGCUAAGGUGAAACAGAGCAUUUUAGACACUGUAGCCAGUGUAAGACAGUUUCGCUGUGAGCUGGAGAGAAAGGAACAGAGCAUUGUAGAUACUUUGAGCAUUGUACGACUGUUCCGCUCUGAGAUUGAGGAAAAGGAAGACAUUCUAGAAGCUUCACUCCUGGAAAUUGACGUGUUAGGGGAGAAGAUAUCGGGAAUCAACAAAAUACUCAACUGAAGAUCAUGAAGUGAAUUGCAACCUCUCCUCUUUUUUUUUUCCUUUUUUUUUUUAUUUGGUAACCGGAACUAGUUGGACGAAGGAGUUAAGUAGUUGACAACCAGAGAGAGGUCUUUUUUUAUAUAGCAUGAUCUCUCUCGUUCAAGUCUAAAGACAGUUGAUUUUGGGAAUGUCAAGCCAAAAGCAAUAGCAUCGAAAGGCCGUUGCUUCUUAUAGGCACCACUUUUGAUGAUUUAACAAAGUUGGAAGUAGCCCAAUUGCUGA